CAGAAUUCAGUGUGAAAAAUGAAAGAUUGACAUUUGCUGGAACUGCAUAAAUAGAGAUAGUUAUCUGAAUUGCUCCACUAGGCCAACAAUUCCCUUCACCGGCAUCUGAAGAAAGUCCAAGACACAAGACGAACUUCGUCAGAGCAGCCGAGCCCUGGCACAGGUGCUUAGCGCUCAAUCUGAUGUCUUUAUUUAACCAAGCUGGAUUUUGGAUAUAUACAGUUUUGGGAUAGCAGUGCAUGUGGAUUUCUGUAUUUCUGUUGGCUUUGAUCGAUCAGGUAAGAGCAGUUAUUCAUUACUGAAACAAGGAUAGUUUAUAAAGACAUUUCACGGAGAGUAAAUCACACAACAUGAUGAUGCAUAAAUGGUAUGUGUGUCUCUUUUUUACAAGAAGUCUUCUGUAAACCUAAAACAAGCACAAUCAUUUACUUAAACUGUGUAAAAUAAUGGUCAAAAAAUGGUCCCUAGCUGUCACUGGAGUGAAAAGUACACAUUUGCACCGAAAAAGUUCAUAUUAGUGCCCCAAAUGUACAUAUUGGUACCAAAUGUAUACAUAUCUGUACCUAAAUGGUACAUAUUAUAAAGGGUACUACCCCAAUGACAGCUUGGGACCAUUUUUACCCCAGAUUUUACCCCUUUGAGAAUUUCUCAUACACUGUACAAUAUACAGGUAAUGUAAGGCCAGGAGCUGCAUUCGGACGGGCCAACCCAAAAGAUCAUAGCCAGACAGGUGGGACACCAACCCCGCCGGCCAUCAUGGGAGACGGCUGGCUAAGUGCUGACGGAGCCGAGCCAAACAAAGCCACUAAGGGGUCCAGACAACCCUGGUCUCGACCCAGACCGUCCUGGCACACAGAAAGGCCAGCUCAGUCAGCGAUGAGCCCAGUCGCGGAGCUGAUGAAAAGAUAAUUCCCCCCCUCGCAGACCACAUGCGGCGUGGGGCCGUUUGUGAGCGCUGACAGAGCAAGAUCAAGCAGAAAGGAUAUGAGUGGGAAACUUCAAAACCUGCUCAUGUUUCUGGGCCCGUGAAAGGAUUUGUAUAACACAUUCACUUUUGAUGGACUUUCCCAUGUUCUGCCAGACAGCUCUUUUUCUGUUGACGUGUUCAAAUAAUGAAUCUCUUAUGUUUAAUUUUUUUCCCUCCGAGCAAGGCCGUGUUUCUAGUGGUUUUGCAGGGAUGCUGGGUAAUCCAGUCGGUCCGACGCAGCGGCCGUGAACAGAUGGAGUAUCGCUGAUCCUACAGCUGCCAGGGAAGCAGAUGAAUCCAAAGAAAUUGCAAACAGAUUGUCUUCCCCGGGCGUUGAAAUGGAACGUUUAUGUGUAAUUCUUCUGCUUAUAAGUAAAACUGUAAUAGUCAACACGCAAUUCAAUGGGUUCAACUGUGACGGCAACUUUCACAGCCGGUUUCCCACUGAGCGGGACAUCAGUGUAUACUGUGGAGUCCAAACCAUAACACUGAAGAUUAAUUUCUGCCCAGUACUCUUCUCCGGCUACAUAGACACCGAUCUGGCACUCAAUGGUCGUCACGGUGAUGCUCACUGCCGAGGGUUCAUAAACAACAACACUUUUCCUACAGUUGUGCUGUUUAGCAUCAGUCUUAGCACGCUUGAGGCCUGUGGGAACUUACUAAUGGUCUCUACGGCUCAGGGACCCAACGCCUAUGGAAAUGUCUCGAUGGUCCAGAUUGGAAGCAUAUCGGGAUACAUCGACACUCCGGAUCCCCCAACGAUCAUCAGUUACCUGCCGGGACUACUUUACAAGUUCAGCUGUAGUUACCCUUUGGAAUACCUGGUCAAUAACACGCAACUCGCUUCGUCGGCCGCAGCGAUAUCAAUAAAGGACAGCAAUGGUACUUUCAUAAGCACCUUGAAUUUACUCCUGUACAACGACUCCUCAUACGUCCAGCAUCUCGCCAUGCCUAUGGCUGGACUUACUUUGAAGACACGAGUGUACGCCGCUGUAAAAGCCACCAACCUAGACCGGAGGUGGAAUGUUCUGAUGGACUACUGUUACACGACGCCCUCCGGGAAUCCUAAUGAUGAUCUCAGAUAUGACCUUUUCUUUGGCAGAUGUGAUAAGGACCCGCAGACAACGGUCUUUGAGAAUGGGAAGAGCCAGAUGGGCCGGUUCUCCUUUGAGGUGUUUCGCUUUGUCAAGCACAAGAACCAGAAAAUGUCCACCGUCUUUCUGCACUGUGUCACCAAGCUGUGCCGGGCGGACGACUGCCCUUUGCUGAUGCCAAUCUGUGGGAAAAGGAAGAAAAGGGAUGUGUCGGAAAGAACCGGAACGGCCUCUGACAAAGCAGUCAUAACAGCAGGACCCAUUAUCACUAGAAGUGAUGAAACUACCACCAAUAAUUCCCAGAUAGCGCAGUUAAACGGGCCACCGUUCAAAAUGAAUUCGGUUACGAGCGCUUUGAUUUCCGCCAUCGCAAUCCUCGCCGUUAUGAGCAUGUGUUUCUUCAUCUUGUCUCUUACGUUGCUAAAGGGGAACCAGACGCCACGAACAGCCCUGACAGGAGCCCACAACCCGGCUUUCAGCUAAACGCACACACAGAAAAAUUGUUAUUCGGCUGAACAAUGCAACAAUACCUGUUACUUUUGGAGAGCUCUGCAAUUACAGUAAACAUAAUCAUGAAAUACAUGGAAAAUAAUAUCAUUUUAUUACACUACACAUAAAAUUGCCGCUGUUACCCAACAUCAAUACGGCUAUUUUUAUCACUGUAACCACACAAAAGCACCACGUUUCAUUUCUAUAGGCUUAUAGAAAAACAUCUGACCCAUCAAGUUGAAAUCAGGAGUGAUUGUGCAGUACUUCAAUAUAGAAUGAAGCUGAAUAAUUAUUUAAUUAUUGCACUUGUACAUUAAACAAUGGACAGACCAGUGAAAUGUUUUAUACAUAUAUUUACUUUGUUGCUGAAGAUACAGUUACAGUUAUACCUCAACUCUUCGCCGUAUUUUUGCAGGGUUUAAGAUCAGUUACACCAUGAACACAAGCAGAGGUAUCUAAUACACAAGCCUGACACAUAUUUCUAGUCGAGUGAGAAUAUUAAAGUCAACAGGAUUGAAUGUGAGGGGUCUAUUCAUCAUCGGCACAAAGGAUCAUGGGACCCUGUAUUACUCUUUGCAAUAAUUAGUUUGAGUUACAAGCAGAAAGAGAGGGGGAGAGCGAGAGACCAUAGGGAACAAAUUUAAUUAAAUCAAAAAGCAACCUAGUUUGCAGUAUGCUAUUUGAUUGUGGUGGAUGUGAACACUAUUUAAGAUAUUUUUUAGUUUUAAUUAAUUCCAUUUGUUUUUACUCAUUAGUAUUCACAUGUCUCAGUGAUACCAGUUCAAUGUUAAUGAGUAUUAGCAGUUAGUUUUACAUACUCUUAUAUUCACGUUUAGAUAUUUUUUGUAUCAAAUAUUUCAAUUGAAAUUAUGUCUGAAAACAACACACCAGCUUAUGUAUUAUUCCCCAUUUUUGUUCCAUUUGUAUUUUUGG
Molecule: messenger RNA, 3483 nt
Organism: Misgurnus anguillicaudatus (oriental weatherfish)
Lineage: Eukaryota; Metazoa; Chordata; Actinopteri; Cypriniformes; Cobitidae
Source: RefSeq, a predicted model, not a curated record